Messenger RNA from Somion occarium, 2468 nucleotides. Lineage: Eukaryota; Fungi; Basidiomycota; Agaricomycetes; Polyporales; Cerrenaceae. The record is from the annotation of a GenBank genome assembly.
UACCAACUCACUGCAACUGUGAUGUUCCCACGGCCUCUAAUUAUGGCGAAGCCUGAUGAAGCGUCUAUGUGGUUCUAACCGUACUAUCAUUGGCAAUGCCAAUACUUCCAUGGAUUGGGACUUUCAACUGUGACUUUUCUCCGUGAUUGAAUCUAUCUCUGGAAACGCUUGUAAGGUUCACAACUGGGGGUUGUAUCCUUUCCCAGCUUACGGAGGUUUAGUAAACGUUUAACGUUCAUCUAUCUGUAGUGCAGUUGUUGGUAAGUAUUUCAGUGUCCGAGUCACGUUGGUAGCGUAGUGAAGCCAUCCAAUCAACGACUUAGGUGACUAUGACAUGGACGGCCAGGGUAUAUAUCCUGAUCUAAGGUGGUCUGAUCCCACCCGGACGGACGCUUUUGAUGACUGGUUGAGGAUUUCCGCAAACCCAGUGGAGAUAUAUGAAAUUUGCUACCCUGAGACGGUUUAUGUCCCGUAUCGGUCAUGUCAAGCGAAACUAGCAACAUCGAUAGAGGAGACGCUCCUCUUUCAUUCGGUUUCAAACGCAUGUUCGUUCUCCGCCGAUCGCCUCAAAUUCUGCACUUUAGCUGGAUGUAGAUUCUGUUUCAACAUACGCACACCGCAGAAACUCUCUUCCCCUUUGAUAAGGAUUAAGCAUGGCCCGCUCGGUUCCGGGAUCUACCUAACCCCUUCUCUUGAAGGUCAUGUUUCGGGGCGCAAAGCCGAGCAGGACAUCAUUCUUGUCAGCAAGGUUCUCUUAGGAAAGUCUUUUAAGACUCAUCGCGCUAUGCCACAAUUGCGUGGACCGCCGCAAGGCUAUGACUCAAUCAUCGGUUUACCUGGAAGGGACCUCAAAUGCGAAGAGAUCGUCAUAUCUUCUUUGGAUUGUAUCAGGCCCGCUUUUAUCAUUGUACCUACAAGGAGUUCUAAGUCGAUCCUUCCCAAAGAGAAAAUCGACAACGGCUGUGACGCAGUCGGAAUCCCUCAAACUAGAAGCUCACGCUUGACAGAUCCUGUUAUGCGUACAUCACUGCACGCUCAUCCUCAAGUACUGGAUUCUUCUCCCUCCGCGUUGGAUGUCUCACCCGAUGCCACAAUCCCAACUUCAAUCCCUCGUGACACGCCCUGGAAGACAGAAGGGAGUCGAUCUCAGAUUCUCACCAGGAUUGUUAACCUCGUUCGCUUGAGCAACGAAAUACCACGAUCUGAGCGAGAGAAGCGCGUUCGCAUCUUGCAGACCGUAUUCUAUCCUGAGAUUUCAGACCACUCUCUGCACUGGACGCCAAGUGAUCUAGGAAGUCCGGAACUUCUUGACGUGAUGCAAGACAUAUUAGAUGACAUGGACCUCUGGCCUUCAAGUAACCAGGCAAAUCCCAUUCACUCGCAAGUUCGGAGCGAGCUUGCACGCAGGAUAUAUGAUCUCACUCUGCAGUGCAACUUAAUACCGGCUUCGCUUCACCUCACUGGUGUUAUUUGUUCGUCGACGGACUGUGUUGCAGUUGGAAGCUUUGGAGACAUUUACAGAGGUGUCUACGAUUCUCAAAAAGUUGCCCUCAAACGCCUCCGGGUAUUCUCCAGCUCAGAUGAGUCAAGAAAAGAUGAGCUGAAGGCAGCUUUCAUGCAUGAAGCAUUGUUGUGGCGAAACCUGUGUCAUCCUUACAUUCUGCCAUUUCUCGGGAUCGACGAUCAUACUUUCAAGCCGAGUCUGUGUAUGAUUCUACCAUGGAUGCGGUACGGAAAUAUCCGCCAUAUGAUUGAUACGCUGAAAGAAACGAAGAGCGUCACUAUCCAUACCUUGGAACUGCAACUACAUAGAUGGCUAUUGGAAAUUGGUCAAGGAUUAGCCUAUUUGCACCAAGAGAAUAUCAUUCAUGCAGAUUUACGCGGUCCCAAUAUACUCGUGGAUUCCGACUGGGGUGUUCGUCUGGCCGACUUUGGCAUGGCAGAAAUCAAGGGAGCAGACUCGACGUUCAACCAGCAAGGUUGUAGCGCCGUCCGCUGGACAGCUCCUGAGCUGAUCGACACAGAUGAUGAUCCUCAACCAAGCUUCGCAAGUGAUAUGUAUUCUUUCGCUUGUGUUAUGAUCGAAGUAUGUCUGGAACGCCCGCCAGAAGACCAGAUGUUCACACUUCAUUUUCGGUAGUUAUUCACUGGAAAAGUACCUUUCGAUGGAUUUUCAGAUAUGCAAGUGCUCAUCCGCGUGCCACGAGAUCAAGUCCGACCCUCUCGACCUCUGGAAACCGAUGAUAGCCCUGGGAUGUCUGAAGCGCUCUGGUUACUAGCAUGUUCGUGUUGGGCGCAUGAUCCUGCUAGAAGGCCGAGUGCGGAACAAAUUGUAGAGAGCAUGUUAAAGAUACGUUCUGACAACGCAUGAUAAAUGAUCAAGGAAACUGUAUUAUAGCUCCGUCUGGUAUUAUCCCAUCUUAUCGACCGCAAAGUUCUGGUAGUACUAAUCCAGACGGUCAACUACC